AUGGGAGUCUGUUGCAUCAAUCCUAAUAAGAACCAAAAGGAUUAGAGUGUUAUUAUCUUGUUAUUUCUUAGCGAAGAAAGUUAAAAGGCUGUAAAAGAAUAAUUCAAAGAGAUAUUAAACUUUUCAUUUGACAAAUUGAUGAUAUUUUCAAAUUAUAAAUAUAAUCAAUAGAUAUUAUUUGUUACAAAUGGCAGAAAUUUAUCCUCCCCUGAAGAUGUUAACCUUUAUUUAAAAAAUUGUAGUUUAGAAGGGAAUUUAAGAUAGAUUAUUGUUUUAUGUGAUACAAAGACAUUCAAAGCAGAUUUCAAUAAAUUUAGUUUUGUGAAAAGAUUAUAAUAGGAUAGUUAAUUGAAAGGUAUAACAAGUUUAUUUUUCCUUAUUCAUAUGGUAGAUACUUUUACAAAAAGAGAUUUAACAAACCUAAAUUUACUUGCUCAUAAUGUUUAGAUAGUUCAAUAAACAGAGUUAAAAGAUUCAUUUUAAAAAACUUUUGAAUAAUAAAACUAUUCUAGUCCAUAAUUAACACUUAAUCUUUAAUAACCCAAGCCUUGUGAAAAAUGUGUUGAAAUGGUUUAACAAUUUAUUAAUAACAAAAAAAAAUAUAAUUCAAUUCCUACCUCUUGUAGAAUUAUUGAUUUCUAUUUUGAUAUGUUGAUUGAUAUUCGAAAUUAAGGCAUAUACUAAUAAUGUAAGGCAUGUAAUAAGAUAGCUGAUAAAACACUAAAGAAUAGAAAUGCUCUUUAUUGUAAAUUUAAUAUUGAAAUUAUAAAACUUUUAAAAGAAUUUACAGAUUAUGUCUUUUAAAAAAUUGAAUAAUUUUACAAGUAAUUUUUAAGUGAGAUAAAAUGUUGCGUCAAUUGCAAAACAAUCGUCUUUGUUACCUUAAAUAGAUAUGAAAAAAUCGAAUUUUUCUAAAAUUUACAAUUUCGUUGUCUGGAAAUUUGCAAUUUUAAAGACAACAUUUAAGAGAUUCAGUAAAGAUAUAAGGCAUAGUUAGAAUUGUUUACAAUGAAUACAACUUUAUAAAACUUGCAAAAAAAAAUAUCUACUCCAAAGUAGACUGAAAUUCAACAAUAAUAAUUAAUUGAAAGGCAAGUGGACAAGCAUGAUUAAGAAUUGGGGAGUGUUAGUAAAGGUUAACUAAAAUAAGUUUCAAACCUUAAUGUUAAUUCUUAAUCUAACUCAGAAAUAUCUGAAAUCGAAAAUAAGCACAUUAUGCUUAUAGGAAAAAGCGGAGUUGGUAAAACGUCUAUUUCUCAUAAAUUGUCCUAAUAUGAAGAUUGUUGUUAAAAUGCAAUUUAGGGCUCAUUCAUUGUUAUUGACACUCCGCCUUUCGAACUUGUAGACGAACAGAAGAUGGCGAAUUCAUCAACGAUUGAUGAUUUUAGUAAUAUUUUUAGAACAAAUAAAAUAAGUAAAAUUUUUAUUGUUACAGAUUUUGAUCGAAUUGAUGUUAUGAAAAAAAAGAUUAUGGAAUGCUACAAAUUCUUAGAGAAGUUUUAAAAGAUACUCACUAUCAUAAUAUUGAAUCUCUUUACCAAAAAAGAGUUGAGACAGCCAUCACAAGAAAUGAUGGAAUUACAAAAUUAUUUUGAUUUGGAAUGCCUAUUUUUCAAUAUAACAGAUAAAGUAGAAACUUUCAGAGAAAAAAUAACAAAUACACUUAAUUCAAGCACUGAUGAUUAUUUAGAUUUAAGUGAUACAAAAUUUGAUAAAAAAAAAUAUCAAUUAAUAACAUCUCAAUAUGAAGAAAAAUUAAUGUUUAUGAAAAAUUAACAGCAAAUUUAAAAAAUUUAAGAAGAAAUUCAGAAUUUAAUUUAAAAAAACAAGGAAAAAGAAAAGUAAAAAAUAAAAAUACUUAAAAAAAAAAAAGAGUUGGAGAGUGAUAAGGAACAACUAUUAAAGUAAUUAUAACAAAUUUUUCAAAAAAUUGAAAAUAUUGUCGAAAAUCAAAAUGAAAUUGAAACUUAAGAUCAGAAAAUAGAUAAAGAAUAAAAAGAGUUAGAGAUGGAAGUGUUAAGGCUAGAGAAACAAAAGUUUGAAUUAAAAUGUAAAAAGAAUUGA
Paramecium octaurelia is the source of this 2064-nucleotide messenger RNA. The record is from the annotation of a GenBank genome assembly. Lineage: Eukaryota; Ciliophora; Oligohymenophorea; Peniculida; Parameciidae.